This is a messenger RNA of Danio rerio (zebrafish), 1394 nucleotides long. The record is from RefSeq and is a predicted model, not a curated record. NCBI's taxonomy places the organism in Eukaryota, Metazoa, Chordata, Actinopteri, Cypriniformes, Danionidae.
AUGAGAAAAAACGACGGACGGUAUUUGAUGAUACACAGACAUGGCAGCGUACGUGUGCACGAGAUUUUGUAUAAACAAAUUUAAAGACUCAGUUAGAUUUAUUCCGCGACGGUAUCGAGUUAAAACAAAAUGGGCAGCAACGAGGCCCAAGUUUCCAGCCACUGAACUUGCUCUGCACAGCUUUGACAAAACAUAUAGUGUACAGUUCGGGGACUUGUGGCCCUCUAUUCGUGUUGCCAUGCUUUGUGAACAAAAAUAUGGAGCGCUAAUAAACAGCUUCUCUUCAGCAUCUGGGGAAAUCACAGAUUUAGAAGCUGAAGGGUGUAGAGACUUCAUAACUAUUGACUGUUCUAGAAAUGAGGUCCAUAAGUCCUCACAGGACCCCACAACCCCUCACAACGAUUCGACAGAUGUGGAAUCAGCUCCUCUUCAAACCAGUAUAACUCCUGAUAUUAAAUGUCUUGUUUUCCCCCGAGGAGACAUAUCUAGAUUUAAGCCAGCAAGACCUGACAGCAGUGGUAUUUUGGGCUAUUAUCUUCUGGAUGCUGCUUCCGUGCUGCCUGUACUAGCGCUGGACGUCCGGCCUGGACAAACAGUGCUGGAUCUGUGUGCGGCUCCUGGAGGAAAAACCCUUGCUCUCCUGCAGGCACAUUCAGUCAAUCACUUGUGGGCAAAUGACUUAUCAGUUUCCCGCACUGGUCGAUUGCGCAAGAUUCUUCAGAGCUACGUGCCUAAAGAGUUUCUGGAUGAAGAAAAUAUUCACAUCACUUGCAUUGAUGGUCGGGAGUUAGGGAUGAGAGAGGAGAAGAGCUUUGAUAGAGUGCUGGUCGAUGUUCCCUGCACAACAGACAGACACUCUGCAGUCGUGGAGGAGAACAAUAUAUUUAAGAGGUCCAGGACCAAAGAGAGACAGAAGCUUCCACUCUUGCAAAUCCAGCUUCUUGUGGCUGGCAUCCAGGCUGCGCGGCAAGGAGGGCUGAUAGUCUACUCUACGUGUUCCCUGUCCCAGCUGCAGAAUGAGUGUGUGGUGCAACAGGCUAUCAGUGUCGCUCAGGAAGAGUUGGGGAUUACAGUGCAGGUUCAGGACCUCAGGUGGUUCACUCAGCGCUUUUCUGACACUUUCCACUUUGCGCCACAGUUAAGUGUCGGGGAACUGGUUUUACCACACCUGUGUGCCAACUUUGGACCAAUUUAUAUGUGUAAAUUACAAAGAAUGAAUUAGAGCAAUUUUAAGAUGAGCUCCGUUGUUGUUUUUUGCUGCCCCCUAGUGACCAGACAUGGAACUUUCAAACGUUUUACUUCUUUAAUGAAGAAAAAAUAGCAAAUGAUGUGAUCAUUUUGUUAAUUGUAAGUUAUUAUCAGUUAUAUAUUAAACUUAGAUAUGAUGCAAAAAA